UGUCGGGAAAGUGGGGAGAGCAGCAGUGAGGGGCGAGGCGCGCCACGCAGAAGCUCUUAGUAUGCGCCGCGAUGCCCAACUGCAGCCCACGCAUCUCCACGGCGGUGGAUGGAAGUGACAGGUGAGAGACGCGGGUCGAGCAGGCGACUGGCUCCACACGGCCGUGAGCAGAUAUGGCGCAGCAUACGACAACGUACGAGUCAGAUGAGGGGAGAAGGAGAGCAAGGAAGACUCAGCACCGUCACUGCAAAAGCGCACUUUAAGAGGAGCCCAACUGGAUACGAUCUCGUGCAUCUGCGCAUUCAGAGAAUCACGGUGAAUUCCUGCAUGCAAUUAGCUGAAACAAUAAGAAAUAAUGCAAUGCUCUGCUUUGAUUAGUGCAUGGACAUGACUGUGGCUGGAUCAACAGGAAAGGGCUGCAAAUGGCUUAAGCAUGUUUGGCACCUGCCACUUCCAACUAACUCUCCCUCGUGUGUGUGCCAAUCCUCAUCAUCAUCAUCAUUAUCAUCAACAACAACAACAACAGCCACACCGGCGUUAAAUGUUGAAGUGACCCAGUGCAUGGACUGGGUCUGGAAUGUUGAAAGAUUCAGUCAAGCUACUUGGUUAACCUCAGGAGUAAGUAGAAAUAUAAAUAUAGCCUUAGUGAUGCGCGCCAUACAGUCUUACCCACAAGGAAUAAAGCUGUCAGGAGACAAAUUAUCAACUCCAUUCAAUUGUGCUAAAACACAAAAAUCUUUUAGUGGGUGAUUUAUGGAUUUGCUGGAGCAGAUGCUUGUGAUGGCAAUCACGAGUAUGCAUAAAGACAUCAGCUGCCUCCCUCAAGUCUGCUGACGUGAGGCUUGAAGAGUUCUGCUGCUCCAUCCGUCAACAUGCUGAAUAAGAAACUCUUCAAUGUGACUUUGCUCAUGACUGAAUUUCAAAUUCGCCAGCAGUGCUAAGCCCAACCUGUCGCCCAUAAGUGCAUCCCGGCAUGUAUCCGCACGUGAGCUGAGGGCGGUAACUCCUGCGUCCUCAUCCCUCGUCCCCUCUCCUAUUUCCGCUGCCUUGCUGCAGAGCGCGAGCUUUGGGUGAUGUAUGGCCGGAAGAGCAGGGAAGGAGCUGGCUGGACGGCAAGAGGCAACUUUGGACACUUGUGCUGGCCCUGUUGUGCAUCAGCGCUGCCCAGAGCAACAGCUGUGAGCCAGUCUUACAAAAAACACAUCAAACAGCUCUUUAUAGGCAUAUUUCCAGAGGCCAAGCGUGGCCCCGCCCCUUUUGAAACCUUCAGGUUCCAUCGCCUUCCAGCAUGACGGUCGCGACCGGCGACCCCGCAGACGAAGCGGCUGCGCAUCCAGGUCAGCCUCACGACCGCUACGAGCCCGAGCCAGAUCACGAGUGCUGCGAGAGGGUGGUCAUCAACAUCUCGGGCUUACGCUUCGAGACGCAGCUCAAGACCCUGUCCCAGUUUCCAGAGACACUCCUCGGCGAUCCGAAGAAACGGAUGAGGUACUUUGACCCCCUCCGGAACGAGUACUUUUUCGACCGCAAUCGACCGAGUUUUGAUGCCAUUCUUUAUUACUACCAAUCUGGAGGGAGGCUGCGCCGGCCCGUAAAUGUCACUCUUGAUAUUUUUUCCGAAGAGAUUCGCUUCUACGAGCUGGGCGAGGAGGCAAUGGAAAUCUUCAGGGAGGAUGAAGGUUUCAUAAAGGAGGAGGAGCGUCCGUUACCAGACAAUGAGUUUCAGAGACAGGUGUGGCUGCUCUUUGAAUACCCUGAGAGCUCAGGUGCAGCUCGUAUCAUUGCCAUCAUCUCCGUCAUGGUGAUCCUUAUCUCUAUUGUUAGCUUCUGUUUAGAAACGCUGCCAAUUUUCCGAAUCGAAGAUGACGAGAUGUACAAUUAUCCCUUCCAAACCAAUUCCAACGUCACCACGACCUAUGAGACCUCGCCGUAUUUUACCGAUCCUUUCUUCAUCGUGGAGACCCUUUGUAUCAUCUGGUUCUCAUUUGAGUUCCUUGUCAGGUUCUUUGCUUGUCCCAGCAAAGCGGGAUUUUUUGGCAACAUCAUGAACAUCAUUGAUAUCGUGGCAAUUAUUCCUUACUUCAUCACCCUUGGCACAGAGUUAGCAGAGAGGCCAGAGGAUAGAGAGGCCGGACAGCAGGCUAUGUCUUUGGCGAUUCUCCGUGUCAUUCGCUUGGUCAGAGUGUUUCGCAUUUUCAAACUCUCUCGCCACUCCAAGGGGCUCCAAAUCUUGGGGCAGACUCUGAAGGCCAGUAUGCGCGAGCUGGGACUCCUCAUCUUCUUUCUCUUCAUUGGCGUCAUCCUCUUCUCCAGUGCCGUUUACUUUGCCGAAGCAGACGAGCCCCAGUCCCAGUUCAGCAGCAUCCCAGAGGCCUUUUGGUGGGCAGUGGUUUCCAUGACGACUGUCGGCUACGGAGACAUGGUCCCGACAACCAUCGGAGGAAAAAUUGUGGGGUCUCUUUGCGCUAUCGCUGGCGUUUUGACCAUCGCGCUGCCAGUGCCGGUCAUUGUGUCAAACUUCAACUACUUCUACCACAGAGAGACGGAGGGUGAAGAACAGGCUCAGUAUCUAAAUAUCCCGAGUGUGCCUAAAGCAAGCUCAGUUGAUGACCUGAAGAAGAGCGGUCGGAGUGGCAGCGGCUCGACCCUCAGUAAAUCUGACUAUGUGGAGAUUCAGGAAGCUGUCAACCACAGCGCUGAGGACUUCAGACCUGAGGGCAUGAAAACGGGAAACUGCACUCUCGCCAACGCCAACUAUGUCAACAUCGCCAAGAUGCGCACGGAUGUAUAAUGUGAGCUAUUAUCGAUGAUUCGCCUCAUGUGGGGUCUGCAGUGACUGGAAUAGUGUGGCCCCACGUGACCAAUAUUUGUGGGGAGAAGUGUGGGAGUCCAGAGCAUAUGAAGGCACAAAGGUCGACAGGAGAAGACCUCAUGCUUGCCCACAUUCAAGGGACCUGGAGCACAUCAUAGAACUGAAACCUGUCUUAUGGGGACAUCUUUGGCUUCCGCAUGGAGUUAGUCUUACUUUUGUGGCAGUAGUUGUCCAGCUGGAAAAAGUAGCCAAAUAGUAGCCUAAGAAGUAAUAAUCAAUAGAAACAGACUAAUGGGUCCACGUGUUUAAAGAAGACAAUACACAAUAAGAUCAGCAUAAUGUUUAUUUUACAAUGUACACUAGAGCAUACUUAAAUCAGAUUCAAUCAGGUCGUAGUAUGAACAAAAUUGCUUUAACUGACCAGAGCCCAGCCAUACUGUCAAGGGAAACCUGAAGGGAGCGACUGAGAAAGCAAGUGAUGCUAAUAUCUGCUUGGCGCCAUGGUCAUAUAAUGCUCCAUAUGUAAAGGUAUAAGCGCUGUCAGUGCACUAGCAUUCCCUGAUGGACCAUCACUAGAUGUAGUCCAGACCAGUGGCCUCUUUAGAGACCAACACGUAGACCACGGGGAAGUGCUCUACAAUGGGGUUGAACCACAACAACAUUAGUUUUUCUCCUUUUCACCAAUGAUACAUUGGUGGGUAUGCAGUAGGUACGCGCUCCCAAGCCUGUUUUGGUUUUUAGUCACUGCAAACGUCUCUGAAAAGAGGAAAUGUCUCCGAUCACAUUUCAUCAGUUGGUACUUAAUAGAAAUGCCUGAUUGUAUGAUAAGAAAAUUAAGGGAAACAAAAGUAUCUGAAUCGCAUUGUACGUUAGUGCCUUUUUUUUUGGGGGGGGGGGGUUAUUAGUUCUACUUUUAAGUGUCUCUUUAACUGCCACCCAGACCGAUUGUAACAGGAAUACCGUACUGUUUAGGUUGACACCACUGCCCAACAUAAACAGUUGUCCUUAACUUCAUUGCAUUCCAUCUGUGUAGAAAUAGAUAAAUGUGAAUUAACAACAAAAUGUGGUGAUCUUUUUGCUUUUUUUUUUUUUAUAUUACAGCUUAAUGACAGCAAAGAUAAAUGCUUAAAUGUACAGCUAAUUAGGCGUUAAGUGUAUUAACCCUCCAGGCCCAAGAAAGCAUGAGUACAAAAUAAAUUAUUAACAUUAAAAAGAAAAUAGCAAGCUUUUUUGUAGUAAGCGUUGGCAUUCAGUACAACAAGAACAAAAUGUUUUAUUUGAAUUGCUCGUUGUAAUAUGAGAAAACGUAUCCAUAUACUGUACAUAUAUAAAUCUCUGGGGGGAAAAAAAUACAAGACCACUUAAAAAUGAUCAGUUUCUCUGAAUGUGCUAUUCAUAGGUAUAUGUUUGGGUAAAAUGAACAUUUUUGUUUUAUUCUACAUACAACAUGACUCCCAAAUAUGAAUAUUGUCAUUUAUAUGCAGAAUAUCUGCAAAAUACAAAAAAGAGAAGCUCCAGUUCCCUUACUUUGUUUCUAGAGCAGUAUAUAUAUAUAUAUAUAUAUAUAUAUAUAUAUAUAUACACACACACACAGUGGGUACGGAAAGUAUUUAGACCCCCUUAAAUUUUGCAGCCAUUUGCUAAAAUCAUUGAAGUUAUUUUUUUCCCACAUUAAUGUACAAACAGCACCCCAUAUUGACAGGGAAAAAAAACGGAAUUGUUGAAAUUUUUGCAGAUUUAUUAAAAAAGAAAAACUGAAAUAUCACACAUCCAUAAGUAUUCAGACUCAUUUUCUCAGUAUUUAGUAGAAGCACCCUUUUGAGCUAAUACAGCAAUGAGUCUUUUUGGUUUUUCACACCUGGAUUUUGGGAUCCUCUGCCAUUCCUCCUUGCAGAUCCUCUCCAGUUCUGUCAGGUUGGACGGUGAACAUUGGUGGAGAGCCAUUUUCAGGUCUUUCCAGAGAUGCUCAAUUGGGUUUAAGUCAGGGCUCUGGCUGGGCCAUUCAAGAACAUUCACGGAGUUGUUCUGAAGCCACUCCUUCGGUAUUUUAGCUGCGUGCUUAGGGUCAUUGUCUUGUUGGAAGGUGAAACUUCGGCCCAGUCUGAGGUCCUGAGCACGCUGGAGAAGGUUUUCAUCCAGGAUAUCCCUGUACUUGGCCGUAUUCAUCUUUCCUUCGAUUACAACCAGUGAUCCUGUCCCUGCAGCUGAAAAACACCCCCACAGCAUGAUGGUGCCACCAUGCUUCACUGUUGGGACUCUAUUGGACAGGUGAUGAGCAGUGCCUGGUUUUCGCCACACAUGCCGCUUAGAAUUAAGCGCAAAAAUUUCUAUCUUGGUCUCAUCAGACCAGAGAAUCUUAUUUCUCACCAUCUUGGAGUCCUUCAGGUGUUUUUUUAGCAAACUCCGUGCGGGCUUCCAUGUGUCUUGCACUGAGGAGAGGAUUCCGUCGGGCCACUCUGCCAUAAAGCCCCGACUGGUGGAGCGCUACAGUGAUGGUUGACUGUUUAGAACUUUCUCCCAUCUCCCGACUGCAUCUCUGGAGCUCAGCCAUAGUGACCUUUGGGUUCUUCUUUAACUCUCUCACCGAGGCUCUUCUCCCAUGAUUGCUCAGUUUGGCCGGACGGCCAGCUCUAGGAAGGGUUCUGGUCGUCCCAAACGUCUUCCAUUUCAGGAUUAAGGAGGCCACUGUGCUCUUAGGAACCUUAAGUGCAGCAAAAUGUUCUUUUGUAACCUUGGCCAGAUCUGUGCCUUGCCACAAUUCUGUCUCUGAGCUCUUCAGGCAGUUCCUUUGACCUCAUGAUUCUCAUUUGCUCUGACAUGCACUGUGAGCUGUAAGGUCUUAUAUAGACAGGGGUGUGGCUUUCCUAAUCAAGUCCAAUCAGUAUAAUCAAACACAGCUGGACUCCAAUGAAGGUGUAGAACCAUCUCAAGGAUGAGCAGAAGAAAUGGACAGCCCCGAGUUAAAUAUAUGAGUGUCACAGCAAAGGGUCUGAAGACUUAUGGCUGUGUGAUAUUUCAGUUUUUCUUUUUGAAUAAAUCAGCAAAGAUUUCAACAAUUCUGUUUUUUUUUCUGUCAAUAUUGGGUGCUGUGUGUACACUAAUGAGGGGAAAAAAUGAACUUAAAUGAUUUUAACAAAUGGCUGCAAUGUAACAAAGAUUUAAGGGGGUCUGAAAACUUUCCGUAGCCACUGUAUAGAUGGCUUAGCAGGAAGCCAAAGACAAACAUGCAGCCACCUGGAUUGGCGUCUUGAGUUGUAAAAUACUGUAGAUGUACUGUGAGCUCAGCAUUUAUACAGUAUAUUUAAAUGUUUGUAUCUGUGCACUUUGAACAAUCAUUCCGAUGGUGCCCAUGAGCUAUUGCAGACCUAGUUUACAUUCUUCAUCCGCAUUUAUCAAACUUAUGCUAUUCUGCUCUUGUAGUGCUGCAUGUCUUUGGAAGUAAUCAUUGUAGCAUGCAUUAGUAUGAAUAAUCCUGGCAAAUGGACUCACAUAUACUCCAUUGUAUUUAUAGGCACUGGCAGAAUGCGCAAUAUGUGGAAGACGUUGGUGUCUUAUUGAUGCAUCUUUGUAUAUGCUUUCUGUAACAAAAAUUAUGUGCGCUUUAAGACAUUUGAAAGUUUUCAUUUUGCUAGUUCAGGAGGACAAAGUCGCACUUGACGAUGGGGGGGAAACCAAACAUGCCAUUGUUUCGCUUCAGUCAAGUGACGACAGGAAAAUACCAUGCGGUUUGCAUACACCUGAUUCCCUUAUACACUCUGCCCUCUCAACGCACCGUUUACAGCUUGAGUGUGUAAUCGGCACAUGGACACAGAGCACAAUAAAGUGAGGGGAUCCAACGGCUUGCUUUCUGGAGAUCAGGUGAGGAAGAGAUAAGCUGCAUUAUCAACCAAAUCCAGGUAUUAAUGUGGGGAUAAAUACAUAAAAAAUUAAGAGAUUAACACUGCCCACAAGGUUGUCUUCCUGACGUGGAUUAUUGUCUUUACAGUAUGUAGUCUGCAAAGUCUGCCUGGAGUGCAUUUUAUCCAUUUUUUUUUUGUUCACAAGGGUACUGCAGUACUGUCAAAACCAAAUUAGGUUAUUUGAGCAACCGAUGUGAUAGGCGGCACAUCGAGAUACGGGAAAAUCACGGAUGUAUUUUACAUCAGUGAACCAGAGGGUACACCCCCCCAAAAAAUAAAGUGCAUGGACAAUUACAAGUACAUAUCCAGUCUGUAAAUGCAUACAGUAUAAGAGUGGCUGUAAGCGUAAUGUUUGCUUUUUUUGUAACAUCUGCUGUCGAGACUGACACUAAAAUUGAAUGGGGAAUCAAACAAUCAGUUGCUUUCCACGAUGUCUGAAUGGCCGAAGCGUCACAUUUGCUUUGUUUUCUGCCACGUGCACAUGCUUGAAGAGCGGGUAACAAAAGUGUGUGCUUUCACGCGACAUGACCGAGUUACAGCAUACGCAGCUGAAGUAUAUUUUAUAUGUUUGGAAUGCUCUGUAAAAGGAACAUUUUGAAGAAAUCAUUAAGAACGUAUAAUUUCAAGGUGAACACAUCCAUGAGUCAUUGCAUUGUUUUGCACAAUUUGUCAAUGUUAGCAGGCUGUUCAUUGUUAUUUACAAAUUAGCGUUUGCCAUGCCCUUCAAAAGGACUUCCAGUGAAUAACUACAAACUUAGUUUAAAAUGUCUAGAGAAUAGUUAGUCAUUCAAAAUGAAAUGGAGAUCUUUAAAUGUAAUAUGAAUUAUAUUGGUCUUGAUGAUAAAACAUUAACACAAUAUC
Phyllopteryx taeniolatus (common seadragon) is the source of this 7572-nucleotide messenger RNA. It is a transcript of the gene kcna2b, whose product is annotated as potassium voltage-gated channel, shaker-related subfamily, member 2b. The record is from RefSeq and is a predicted model, not a curated record. Gene Ontology annotation, biological process: potassium ion transmembrane transport; protein homooligomerization. Gene Ontology annotation, cellular component: voltage-gated potassium channel complex; membrane; dendrite. Lineage: Eukaryota; Metazoa; Chordata; Actinopteri; Syngnathiformes; Syngnathidae. Gene Ontology annotation, molecular function: delayed rectifier potassium channel activity; protein binding. The transcript has 2 exons. Bases 1289 to 2791 code for a protein of 500 amino acids.